Ctenocephalides felis (cat flea) is the source of this 480-nucleotide messenger RNA. RefSeq lists its product as uncharacterized. The transcript has a single exon. Bases 1 to 480 code for a protein of 159 amino acids. The record is from RefSeq and is a predicted model, not a curated record. NCBI's taxonomy places the organism in Eukaryota, Metazoa, Arthropoda, Insecta, Siphonaptera, Pulicidae.
AUGUUUCACAGACAAUUAAAAGCAGCAGUCAUGUGCUAUGAAGGAACAACAUGGCUAGAGGCACUCCCACUAAUAUUACUUCGCAUGCGCUGUGUUUUUAAACCAGACAUACAAACAUCUCCAGCGGAGUUAGUAUAUGGCAUACCACUUAGUCUACCAAGAGAUAUGGUAACAACUUCCAAAACAGAAAUCUCCACUGAAGAUAUAGCAAAUUUCGUUACUAGAAUCGUUCAACAUAUGGCAAAAUUGAGACCCACUCUAGCACCCGAUCACACUAACAAAAAAGUUUUUAUAUUUCAGGAUCUAAAAACUAGUACACACGUGUUUCUUCGGAAUGAUACCGUAAGAAAAUCACUACAACCACCAUAUUCCGGACCAUACAAAGUCAUAGACCGAUCGGACAAAACGUUCACAAUCCAAAAGGCAACACAAAAUAUUAAGGCGUCCAUUGAUCGCGUCAAGCCAGCGUAUAUGUUAUAA